This is a messenger RNA of Pelodiscus sinensis (Chinese soft-shelled turtle), 1155 nucleotides long. NCBI's taxonomy places the organism in Eukaryota, Metazoa, Chordata, Testudines, Trionychidae. The record is from RefSeq and is a predicted model, not a curated record.
CUCAGCUCGGCAGCCUGCGACCUGUUUUACCAGCCAGUGAAAUUAUCCGCCCGGCUGCCACGCUCGGGGGCAGCUGCCCAGCGCCUCGUGCUCAAUGCCUCUGUCUCCCCAGAGCGCGCCGACAAGCUGGGCCAGAGCCUGACCAAGAUCCCCUACAAGGACACCUUCUGGAAGGGCACCACCCGCACGCGGCCCCGAAACGGGACCCUGAAUAAACUGGCCGGCAUAGACUACAAGCAGCUGACCCUGGGCCACAAACUCAACGAGAACCAGUCGGGAGAGCUGUGGAAAGGGCGUUGGCAGGGCAACGACAUCGUGAUCAAAGUGAUGAAAGUCCGGGACUGGACAACGCGGAAAAGCAGAGACUUCAAUGAGGAGUAUCCCAAAGCCUGUUCUCACACUUCUCUCUCUUCCAGGAUCUUCUCGCACCCCAAUGUCCUGCCCCUCUUGGGGGCCUGCCAGUCGCCCCCGGCCCCCCACCCAAUCAUCAUCACACACUGGAUGCCCUACGGUUCCCUCUACAACGUCCUGCACGAGGGGACGAAUUUUGUGGUGGAUCAGAUGCAAGCAGUGAAGUUUGCCCUGGACAUUGCCCGGGGCAUGGCCUUCCUACACACGCUGGAGCCCCUGAUCCCCCGGCACCAUCUCAACAGCCGCAGCAUCAUGAUUGAUGAGGACAUGACCGCGCGUCUCAGCAUGGCAGAUGUGAAGUUCUCCUUCCAGUGCCCUGGCAGGAUGUAUGCUCCAGCAUGGGUGGCGCCAGAGGCUCUGCAGAAGAAGGCAGAGGAAAUCAACCGGCGCUCGGCUGACAUGUGGAGCUUUGCGGUGCUGCUUUGGGAGCUGGUGACGCGUGAGGUGCCUUUUGCAGACCUGUCCAACAUGGAGAUCGGCAGCCCUGUGGCACUGGAGGGGCUGCGCCCAACCAUCCCGCCUGGCAUCUCCCCCCACAUCUGCAAGCUGAUGAAGAUCUGUAUGAACGAGGACCCUGCGAAGCGGCCCAAGUUCGACAUGAUCGUCCCCAUCCUGGAGAAGAUGCAGGAGAAAUAGGGGCCAGCCCCCUGCUAGUGCCAAGCUUCCCCGCCCCCUCCAAGUGCCUUCAGGAGGUGCCUACCCUUCCCACCCUCAACCUGCGUCAGCCACAGACACAUGGUCACA